This is a messenger RNA of Electrophorus electricus (electric eel), 2442 nucleotides long. RefSeq names its product complement component 1, q subcomponent-like 3a (gene c1ql3a). Gene Ontology annotation, molecular function: protein binding. The record is from RefSeq and is a predicted model, not a curated record. NCBI's taxonomy places the organism in Eukaryota, Metazoa, Chordata, Actinopteri, Gymnotiformes, Gymnotidae.
UGAAUAAGCAAACAUCAGCACAAAAAAAAAAAAAAAAGUUAAGCGGGAGAAGAAAAAAAACGCUGUUUGGGCCCAGCCCAAAAGGUUCAUUAACAUUAACAACAAACCAAAUAGGUUCUAUUUUUUUUCAUCUUAAGGGUUUCUCAUCAACCAGCAAGAUUUCGCCCAAAAGCAGACAAGAGGAUCGCCCUGCGCUGACUAGGCUAGUCGGCAGGAAGCGACUGAUCGUAGCUGGGGUGCUCGGUGUCGUCAUGGUGUUAGUUCUGGUGAUUUUGAUCCCAGUUUUAGUCAACUCUGCUGGAACCUCGGCACAUUACGAGAUGCUCGGCACCUGCAGAAUGGUGUGCGACCCAUAUGGCACUAAAUCUCCAACAAGCACCGCAACAGCAGACACGGUGCGAGACAAUAACCUCAUGCAAUCAUUGCCAACUUUUAUACAAGGACCUAAAGGAGAGCCGGGGCGUCCAGGAAAGGCGGGGCCCAGGGGCCCACCUGGUGAGCCGGGGCCGCCCGGACCACCCGGACCACCCGGAGAGAAGGGAGAGCCGGGACGCCCCGGAUUACCUGGACCCCCGGGACCAAAUGCUGCAGGUGCAAUCAGUGCUGCGACCUAUAGUACCGUCCCUAAAAUUGCCUUUUACGCGGGCCUUAAAAAGCAGCACGAGGGUUACGAGUUGCUGAAAUUUGACGACGUCGUCACUAAUUUGGGGAAUCACUACGAUCCAACGACUGGAAAAUUCACCUGCUCUAUACCAGGGAUAUAUUUCUUCACUUACCAUGUGCUGAUGCGGGGCGGAGACGGAACCAGCAUGUGGGCAGAUCUGUGUAAAAACAAUCAGGUCCGCGCUAGCGCCAUCGCCCAAGAUGCGGAUCAGAAUUACGAUUAUGCCAGCAACAGCGCUGUUCUGCACCUGGAGCCAGGAGAUGAGGUCUACAUCAAACUGGACGGCGGCAAAGCCCAUGGAGGCAAUAACAACAAAUACAGCACCUUUUCUGGUUUUAUCAUCUACGCCGAUUAAGACAUACACCUUUCCCCUCUGAGCUACUCCAGCGCGUGUCCUCCUCUCGCUCACCUUUCCUUUUUAUGCCGGCAAGUCUCCCAGGGCCAGAGGCAAGUGACACACUCCCUCAUCCACAACAUUCUGUCACCAGAAGACGCUGGUAAGAAUGUGUGGCUGGGACAACACCGUUUCCUCCAAGUGUAAUUCGGAAACAGAAAGUCAACUUUUUCGGAAUUACAAGUGAUAGUCCCGCGUAAAUAGAGGGAUACAGCAAAACAAAGAGCAGCAACCCGAAAAUCGAAAAAAAUCUCGACUAAAACGCGCGUACGUGUAUUAUGAAAGCAGUUACUGUUGUAGCCAUGUGUAAAUUGAUUCUAUAGCGGCAAAAUACUUUUUAUAAGAUGAAAACUGAGAAACUAGUAUGUGCAAUAACUUUAACAAUUAUAAUACUCAUAAUUCCGAUGCUCACUGCAUAUCAAGCUUUUUAAACAUCAAGCCGCAACCCUGAUGCCUAAUUUAGUUUAUGAAUGACGUUUAACUAUGUUUAUGACUCAGAGUCGUAUCUCAUAUAUCCCAGGCUAAACUACGAAUUACUGUCAUAUACAUAACGCAAACAGAGAUCAGUAAACCUCUCUGGAUGAGCGGUAGAAGAGCUGUCUUGGUAAAUAAGAGCAUUAUAACUAAACAUCUGAUGGAUUAUUGUUGAGGUCAAAUCUUCUCAUUGUGAUGUAUCCUGUUGCUUUUACUUGGUUAGAGCUGACUGAUCCAUGACAUGUAGCAACUGAACAUCUGAACUUUGUAAUAUAUUGUUAAAGUUCUACUAAUGUUGCCAUUGCACACGGAAUGGUUGUUGGAUUUAGCACACUGGGUAGAAGUGUAAAAUAAGAGCUGAUCUUUCUAAUAGGUAUUCAUGGUAGGCUAACUACAAUGCAGCAUGACUUUCAAUGAAUUAUUCAUACCAGAGUUAUAUAUGACUUCAGUAUAGUCAGUUUCUCUUUUAUCUCCAUACAUCAGCUAAAUAUAUUACAAGGCUCAGAUUCAGCAGCGUGAUGAAGACACAACAGUAAAAAUACUGUCUUUACAUAGACUUCCUGAACUGAGGCUGAACAUGCUUUGUGAUAUUAAGAAUACUAUGGAGAAUGUACUUGUUGAUAUGUAAAUGUGUGUCUAUCUAAAAGGGAAUCAGCGAAUGUGACUACUGAUAUCACUACUUAUUUUCUAUGUACAUAUUGUAGUUGAUUUAUUUUUUCCCUAAAAUAUACAAAUGCCUACAAAGCACUGGAGUGUCUCAGUAUUUUGGGAAUAGCGUAUUGAAAUCUUUGCAUUUUACAUUCAGAAAUACAGUGUGUAUGAAUUAUUGUGUAAUGACUUAAAAUCAGAAGAUUAAAUUUUUAUUUUUAUUAUUUUUUGGAUUCCCAGAGUGCACUUCAUCUGUAUAGAA